Messenger RNA from Leptopilina heterotoma, 558 nucleotides. RefSeq lists its product as uncharacterized. Lineage: Eukaryota; Metazoa; Arthropoda; Insecta; Hymenoptera; Figitidae. Gene Ontology annotation, molecular function: DNA binding. Bases 1 to 558 code for a protein of 185 amino acids. The record is from RefSeq and is a predicted model, not a curated record. The transcript has 2 exons.
AUGGAUGAUUCCGUUAACAAUAACACUGAAUUGACAACGCAGAAAAAUGAUGAAAUGGAAGUAGAAGAAAGCGAAAAGGAUUCAAGCUUCUCAAAAACAUUAAGAAGCUAUGUGUGGAAUCACUGCACAAAGCGUACCCCCAACAUUGCUAUAUGUAAUCUCUGUAAAGGUGAAUUCAAUACUACUAGCGGAAGCACAUCUACCCUGCUACGGCACUUAAAUUCAAAACACAAAUCUGCUGUUGAUAAUUAUAAGAUUGAUGUUGAGUCGAAAAACAAAAGCUUUACGAAGGAUUCAUUAAAAGCUAAAGAGAUGACCAAAGCUCUAAGUUUACUUGUAACAGUUGGACUUCAACCAUCCUCAAUUUUAAAUGAGCAGACUUUUAUAAAUUUUACUAAAGUCGCUGAACCGCGGUUUAGCAUCCCUACUGUAGAAGAAUUCUCGAGUAAAAUAAUUCCAGAUUUGUUUAAUGAAGAAAAGGAACGAUUCAAAGAUAUAGUUGGAAAAGAUUUUAAAGAAGGUCAGUUUAAAAAAAUCAAUUUAAGGACAUUCAUCUAA